CUCUCGCUUUAUGCAUAUAUACCUUACUAGUUCUCCCUCCUUUCUCCAUUCAGAAAAACAGAAACAGCCCUAUAGCCAAAGGGUCAUCAGUUAAAAUAAAAUGGAUCUUAGAACAGAGAUUGCUCUUCUGCUGAUCGUCUUCUCUUUUUCUGUAGGACAGUUUCGUAGUUUUGCUGCAGCAGCUGCAAGACAAGAGGAAGAAGGACACCCUUACAUGUUCAACGAGGAGGACUUCACAACGCAUAUUGAGAGUGAGGAAGGCGGAAUUCAGAUCCUUCAGAGCUUCGUGGAGAGGUCAGAGCUUCUAAGGGGCGUCGAGGAUUAUCGUGUGGCCAUUCUGCGGGCCAAUCCUCGCACCUUCGUCCUUCCUGUCCACUUCGAUGCUGAAUCCAUCCUUUUUGUCACUCAAGGAAGAGCAACUAUUAAGUUGGUGAGGAAGAAUAAGCUGGAAAGCGUGAGCGUUCAACGUGGAGAUAUUAUUCGGAUUAACGCAGGGGUCCCUGUUUACAUAAUCAACAACGAAGAGAAUGAGGAACUGUGGAUCGUCAACCUCCUCAAAUCAGUCUCUGUUCCUGGGAGUGUCCAGGCAUUCUACGGGGCAGGCGGUCAGAACCCAGAGACGUUUUACAGAGCUUUCAGCACUGAGUUGCUCGAAGCUGCUCUAAACAGUGAAAAGAGAAAGUGGGGUGGGAUCUUCAAAGAACAGAAGAGAGGAAUAGUUGUAAAAGCAUCGCCAGGGCAACUGGAAGAGUUGAGCAGGCGGGGAAGCGAGGAGGAAGAGGAUGGCCUGUGGCCUUUUGGUAAAAAAGAGUCGAAGAAGAACAAAGCAUUCAACCUUUUAAAAAAGGACCCCUCCAUGUCCAACAAAUACGGACGAUUCCAUGAGGUUGAUUCCGAUGAUUAUGACCGCCUCCGCGACGUCGAUGUCAUCGUCGCUUAUGCCAAUAUCACCAAAGGAUCCAUGGCGGGGCCAGUCUACAAUUCGAGAGGACAUAAGAUAGCAAUAGUGGUAAGAGGGGAAGGAUACUUCGAGAUGGCAUGUCCUCACGUCUCCUCUCGGGGGUCAAGCCAGCGACAUGAAGGCGGAGGAGGAAAGAGCGAGAAGGAAUUGCAGAAAUCCAAACGAAAGGGUGCGCCCACCUACCAGAAGAUUCGCGGCCAGUUGAGGCCCGCCACGGUUCUUGUCGUGCCGCCCGGCCACCCCGUUGCGAUGGUUUCUUCCUGGAGCCCAAGCCAUGGCAACAAGGAUCAAAAUCUUCAGAUUCUGUUCUUUCAGGUCAAUGGCCAAGGCUAUGUCAAGUACCCACUUGCAGGGAAGGGGAACAUAAUAAGCAGGAUGGAGGAUGAGGCGAAAAAGUUGGCGUUCGACACUUCGUCUAGGAAAAUAGACGACGUCUUCGGGGCCCAAGAAGAGGAGCUGUUCUUCCGAGGGCCAAAGCAGUGGCGGGAAGGCAAUAAGGGACGCGCGGAUGCAUGAUCACAUCACAAAUAGUUAAAGAGCUAGCGGAAUACUGAUCAGCAGAGUUAUGGUGGAGCUGUGUGUAUAUAUAUGUACGUGAGAGGUCUGUGUGUGCAUGGAUCCACAUGAACGUGUAUAUAAGCUUGACCUACGUACUACGCGCGUCAUGGCGCCAAAUAAGAUAAUAAAAGGGGAUCUGCUUUUGUAUCGUUUUCA
Malania oleifera is the source of this 1675-nucleotide messenger RNA. RefSeq names its product vicilin Jug r 6.0101-like. The record is from RefSeq and is a predicted model, not a curated record. NCBI's taxonomy places the organism in Eukaryota, Viridiplantae, Streptophyta, Magnoliopsida, Santalales, Ximeniaceae. The coding region runs from base 101 to 1477 and encodes 458 amino acids. The transcript is spliced from 6 exons.